CGUGUCUCAGUCCAGGGCCACGCCGGCCGCAUAUCCGCGUCCCGCAGAUCAGGCUGGUUGUCACGCCCGAGGCGGACACCUUCCCAGGUCAACCCCGCCGCUCUCCGCGACGUUGCCACAGGCAGCCAGCGCCCUAAGCCCGGCCCCGCGGGGUUGUCUCCGGCCCGCAAGGCCCACGGAGGACCCGCCCCGCGCUCGCUGCUCUCCAGGCCCCGCCCCUGCUCGGCCGCGGCUCCGCUACCCCCCCUGCGUCCUCCGCGCUCGCCGCGCCCGCACCGCCCGGGGCGGACAGGAGCGGCUCGGACGCCCGGCGAGCGGGGCAGCGGAACUGACGCCAGUGGGCUUCCGGGGACGGCCCCGGGGAGGUCGGCGGCGGCGGCGCCGCAGUCGUGGAGCGGCAGCGGCCGCGGGCGACGCAAGUUCCUCGCUGGGCUCCUCUCGCCUCCCUCGCGCUUCUGCUGCCUCCCGCCGGGGCCGUGUGCCGCCUCCCGACGGCGGCUCUCCCCGCCGAGAGCUUUCGGAGCGCAGCUGCUGCGGAGGAGCCGUCGCCACCCCGCCGCGGGGCCGAGUGAGGGUGCGCGUCGCCCCGCGUCGCCCCUGCGCCGGCUCCUCGCUCCCCGCGGCGGGCGCCCUUCUCGCGCGAGGCUCUCCCCCCAGCUCCAUGAAUGGAAAUCGGCUCCGCAGGACCCGUUGGGGCCCAGCCCCUACUCAUGGUGCCCAGAAGACCUGGCUAUGGCACCAUGGGCAAACCCAUUAAACUGCUGGCUAACUGUUUUCAAGUUGAAAUCCCAAAGAUUGAUGUCUACCUCUACGAGGUAGAUAUUAAACCAGACAAGUGUCCUAGGAGAGUGAACAGGGAAGUGGUUGACUCCAUGGUCCAACACUUUAAAGUUACUAUAUUUGGGGACCGUAGGCCAGUUUAUGAUGGGAAAAGAAGCCUUUACACCGCUAAUCCACUUCCUGUGGCAACCACUGGGGUGGAUUUAGAUGUUACUUUACCUGGGGAAGGGGGAAAAGAUCGUCCUUUCAAAGUAUCGAUCAAAUUUGUGUCUCGGGUGAGUUGGCACCUACUACAUGAAGUACUGACGGGACGGACUUUGCCUGAACCGCUGGAAUUAGACAAGCCAAUCAGCACUAAUCCUGUCCAUGCUGUUGAUGUGGUGCUACGACAUCUGCCAUCCAUGAAAUAUACCCCUGUGGGGCGUUCCUUUUUCUCAGCUCCAGAAGGAUAUGACCACCCUCUGGGAGGGGGAAGGGAAGUAUGGUUUGGAUUCCAUCAAUCUGUUCGGCCUGCCAUGUGGAAAAUGAUGCUUAAUAUUGAUGUUUCUGCCACUGCCUUCUACAAAGCACAACCUGUAAUUCAGUUCAUGUGUGAAGUUCUUGACAUUCAUAAUAUUGAUGAACAACCAAGACCUCUGACUGACUCUCAUCGGGUGAAAUUCACCAAAGAGAUAAAAGGUCUGAAAGUGGAAGUGACUCAUUGUGGAACAAUGAGACGGAAAUACCGAGUUUGUAAUGUAACCAGAAGGCCGGCCAGUCAUCAAACCUUUCCUUUACAACUAGAAAAUGGCCAAACUGUGGAGAGAACAGUAGCACAGUAUUUCAGAGAAAAAUACACUCUUCAGCUGAAGUACCCACACCUCCCCUGUCUACAAGUGGGGCAGGAGCAGAAACACACCUACCUGCCACUAGAAGUCUGUAAUAUUGUGGCAGGCCAACGUUGUAUCAAGAAGUUAACUGACAAUCAGACUUCCACCAUGAUCAAAGCCACAGCAAGAUCUGCGCCAGACAGACAAGAGGAAAUUAGCAGAUUGGUAAGAAGUGCAAAUUAUGAAACAGAUCCAUUUGUCCAGGAAUUCCAAUUUAAAGUUCGGGAUGAAAUGGCGCAUGUAACAGGACGUGUCCUUCCAGCACCUAUGCUCCAGUAUGGAGGACGGAAUAGGACAGUAGCAACACCAAGUCAUGGAGUAUGGGACAUGAGAGGAAAACAAUUUCACACAGGAGUUGAAAUCAAAAUGUGGGCUAUUGCUUGUUUUGCCACUCAGAGACAGUGCAGAGAAGAAAUAUUGAAGGGUUUCACAGACCAGCUGCGGAAGAUUUCCAAGGAUGCAGGGAUGCCCAUCCAAGGCCAGCCUUGCUUCUGCAAAUAUGCACAGGGGGCAGACAGUGUGGAGCCCAUGUUCCGGCAUCUCAAGAACACCUAUUCAGGGCUGCAGCUCAUCAUCGUCAUCCUACCAGGAAAGACGCCAGUAUAUGCGGAAGUGAAACGUGUCGGUGACACACUUUUGGGUAUGGCUACACAAUGUGUUCAAGUCAAGAAUGUAAUAAAAACAUCCCCUCAAACUCUCUCUAACCUGUGCCUGAAGAUAAAUGUUAAACUUGGUGGGAUCAAUAAUAUUCUUGUACCUCAUCAAAGACCUUCUGUGUUCCAGCAACCAGUCAUCUUCUUGGGAGCAGAUGUCACUCAUCCUCCUGCUGGCGAUGGGAAGAAGCCUUCUAUUGCCGCUGUUGUAGGUAGUAUGGAUGCCCACCCAAGUAGAUACUGUGCCACAGUAAGAGUUCAGAGGCCCCGACAGGAGAUCAUCCAGGACUUGGCCUCCAUGGUCCGAGAACUUCUCAUUCAAUUUUAUAAGUCAACUCGGUUCAAACCUACUCGUAUCAUCUUUUAUCGGGAUGGUGUUUCAGAAGGGCAGUUUAGGCAGGUAUUAUAUUAUGAACUACUAGCAAUUCGAGAAGCCUGCAUCAGUUUGGAGAAAGACUAUCAACCUGGAAUAACCUACAUUGUAGUUCAGAAGAGACAUCACACUCGGUUAUUUUGUGCUGAUAGAACAGAAAGGGUGGGACGAAGUGGCAAUAUCCCAGCCGGAACAACUGUGGAUACAGAUAUUACUCAUCCAUAUGAGUUUGAUUUUUACCUCUGUAGCCAUGCUGGAAUACAGGGUACCAGCCGUCCUUCACACUACCAUGUUUUAUGGGAUGAUAACUGCUUUACUGCAGAUGAACUUCAGCUACUGACUUAUCAGCUUUGCCACACUUACGUGCGCUGUACACGAUCUGUUUCUAUACCUGCACCAGCGUAUUAUGCUCACCUGGUGGCAUUCAGAGCCAGAUAUCAUCUUGUUGACAAAGAACACGACAGUGCCGAAGGAAGUCACGUUUCAGGGCAGAGCAAUGGGCGAGAUCCACAAGCUCUUGCCAAGGCUGUACAGAUUCACCAAGAUACCUUACGUACCAUGUAUUUUGCUUGAAAAGUCCCAAGAAUAUUCUCUGAGAGGAAGAACUGAAAGAUGAAUCUACGUGCAACAUGUUUCUAGUGAAGUCAGUUGAGUGGGGGUGCAUCCAGCCAUACAGAAACCAACACUGUGUGGGGGCCGGGGUCUGGUCUUUAUGUUGUUACCAGGACGACUGUUUACUUCAUCAAGGAACACAGCACCAUUAUGCAAUAUGAAACCAGCCAACUGCUUUUUUGUGUGCGGUCUCCAAUAGGAAGAAUCAUGAUUGUUUUGUUUUCACUUUCUUGUAGCCUGACUCUUGUAAUGCCUUUACCUCAAGUUGCUUAGCAGCACAACUAUCUUUGCAAAAAAAAAGUAAAGAAAAAGUCCAUGAUGGUUUGAAAAAGCAAAACAUACCUACAUUGGUAAUCAAAGUAAUUGUUCACAAUUAUGUGUACAAAAAAUUGUGGAUUUGUGUUUUCUUGUAAAAAGUAUCUGUAUAUUUUAAAUAUACAUGAAUACUUCACAUGCAUAUAUAUCUGGAUCUGUGCUGAUAAUAAGAUAUAUAUGUACCUGUGUAUAUAUUUUAUAGUGCAUUCCAUUGGGGGGGCUUUCUCUUUUAUAUUCUCCCCAUCACCACUUUCAUUUCUCUCUAACUCCCUUGCCUUUGCUACCUACAUUUCCCCCCCUUAAUACUACCAGUGGCAUUCAAAUGUUUACUUACAUGGUUCAUUGGACUAUGAAGCACGGUAAACUAGAUUUUUAUUUUUGUUUUGCACAUCCUGUCAAGCUGUCUCUCAUCUCAUAUACAAUUCUGAGUCUUUAAUUCUCGAUACUGCUUUCUUAAGAAACAAAAUUAUUUUACAGAUAUACACAUGUGUUUUUGUGAGAGUAUAUGUCUUGCUCUCUCCUGCUUUGAUCUUACAUUUGCCUUUGUGCUGUGUGUGUAUAUAAACAGCAGCAAUCUAUUUUGCUCACGUGACUUUGUUAAAGCUGCUAUAAGUACAAAACCUUGUCAGUAGUUUCUCUCCAUAACUAUGUAUUCUAAAGCCUUCUGUUUUUAGAGGCUAUAUGUGGAAAUCCCUUAAAGCUUUUAUAAAGGUAAAUUUUUUUUUUAAAUGAUUGGAACUCUAUAGGUCUGACGCCUCUGAAAUUGGACAGAAAGAGAGAAAGGGUUGUUGAGGGCCUUUAAAUUCCUCUCUUGCUAGUUUACUUGCUGCCUCUCACACAUUAAUGUGACUUUCAUAUAUAUUUAUAUAUAUAUGUAUAUAUAUAUAUACACAUAUAUAUACAUAUAUGUAUGUGUUUUGAGGUUAGCUUCCUUUUAUAUUUACUACAAUAGUGCUUUAAUAGUUACAGGAUCAUACUGGCAGCAUCUUUUAUAGAAAUAUAAUCAUGUUUAAGUACUGACAAGUUGUUUUUGCUAUCUUUUAGUGCAAUAAGCAGUUUUAAAGGACAGGUGAUCUGUUUCACAUCUUUACCACAGAGAGGGGAGGAACAGGCACCUUCAUAAAUUUAAAAGGGCAAAGUAAUACAACCUUAAUUUCCAAAGGAAAGUACUGUCAUUUUUCAAGUUUAAAGCCUGUCUCUUUGAAACCAUAAUGAAAAUUAAGGAAGUUAAAAUUCCUAAAUGGAGUCUGACCUUGAGUAUUAAAAUUAGCUUUGAAAACAUGGGGGAGAGUAGAAGAAGAAAAGUCAGGAGUUUUAUUCUUCAAAAAACAUAAUAAAAUAAAAAUAAAUUAGCUUUGAUUUAAGAAAUGACAGUGAAUAGUUUAAGAAAGUACUUAAGCUAUUUGAAAAUUGAUCAUGUUUAUUAAAGAACCGUACUGACUGGAUACUGCUUUUCAUUUAUUAAAUGAAUCAGCAAAAUAUAAAUAGUUAAAACACUUUUACUAAUUCUCACCAGUGUAACUUUCCUUUUAAAAUUAAGGUGACAACAGCAAGGGAAGCUAAUACUCUGAUCAUUUUAAAUGAGUUAAUCAUUGAAGAGUAGAAAAAAUGUUUUGUAAUACUUUUGCUUUAUUAAUUUCACAUUCAGAUACUAAAAACACUAUAAUGCUGUCAAAACUAAGUUCAUUAGUAAUGUUAGAUUCAGGGGGAACAUUGCACUUUGUAACUCAUAGUAAUUGCAUUUUUUUUUUCUUUUUGCACUGGUUCAAAGUAUAGAUAUUACAGACUAUUUCUAGUGGGCAUUGUUGUUGACUUUUCAAAAUUCCAUCUGCACGUGAAAAUGAAUGAUAACUUUUUAGUUUUCUCUUUUACCUAUAAUCCACUCUUAUUGCCAAUUCACUGUAUUUUGAGCCUAAAAUCUGAGCCCAUAUUCUUCAACAGGUAUAAAUCUUUUGUCCCUCUGCCAGAAAACUGAGAAAGUACUGUAUUUUGUAUGUUUAUUAUAUUGAAGUAUCAGAAAUACAAUUUACAACACUGUUGUGAAGCUCUUUACAUAAGGUAAUAUUUCUAUAAUUUAUACAUUUUUCUCCCAAAUACCCCCCAAAAAAUUCUUUAAGAUUUUUUUUUUUUUACAUUAAAAUCUCACUGAAUAUAAGUCAGGGACAUGGGAAAGAGAAUAAGAUAGUAUGUUCUAGAUGGUAAGAUCUUGAUUACUUGCUCAGUAUGGUUAAAACAAAGUCGUCCUGAUUAAUGGAAAUUGGGACCUAGGAAAGAACUAUAGAUGCCUUUUCCCUACUUACUGCUUUACCUAAUUUUUAGUUACUGAGUCUCACAUGGUCUAGAGUAAAGUCUAUAAUUUAAAUCUAUUUGGAAGGACUUUUACAGAGAAAAGAAAUAUUUUUAAUAUAAAGUUUCACCUUUAAAGUGUGUUCUUUUUUUAGGGUGCUCUUACAGUUUCCACAUUGCUAAUAGUUUAGAGUUAGUUAACUUGAAAGAAUCUGUACUUUAUAUUUCUUAUUUGCUUAGUAGCAAUUGGUAUAUCAAACAUAAUUUAAAAAAUUGUGCCUAGUUUUUAAGAUAAAAGGGUAAGUGGCAAAUACUUUUUGAAUUUCAUUUUAGUUAUUGUUGCACUUCGGUAUAGAACUCCUGAUCUUUUCUAUUUAGAAAAAAAAAAGUUUCAAAUAUAAAGAUAAUGAAACUCAACAGUGCCCUUUCUUUUCCUUCCCUUACUAACUAUAUAACGAAUACUAAUUUUUGUCUGCUGUCUUUUUAUAGUGUAUAAUUGUGACUAAAAUGUCAGUUCCAGUAACUGGUGUAAUUUGAGUUUCAGAUGAAGAAGAGUUGGGAGUUCGAUGUAUGUCAUGAAUGGCAAAUGUAUUUGUGUUAAGUGCUGGUACGUUUUUGUAUUACAGUGUUAAGUUACUGGCAUUGAGGGCCAUACACUAAUACAUAAUAUGUAGCUGCUAUAUUUAUUUGAGUCUAAUAGUGACUGCACUAAACAAUAAGGAGAUGAGAAAGAGUCAAGGCUAGUUUGUACUCCCCACCCUUU
Messenger RNA from Erinaceus europaeus (western European hedgehog), 6651 nucleotides. It is a transcript of the gene AGO3, whose product is annotated as argonaute RISC catalytic component 3. The record is from RefSeq and is a predicted model, not a curated record. Gene Ontology annotation, molecular function: protein binding; RNA binding. Gene Ontology annotation, biological process: regulatory ncRNA-mediated gene silencing; regulation of stem cell proliferation. Lineage: Eukaryota; Metazoa; Chordata; Mammalia; Eulipotyphla; Erinaceidae. The transcript has 19 exons. Bases 666 to 3248 code for a protein of 860 amino acids.